Peronospora matthiolae is the source of this 816-nucleotide messenger RNA. The record is from the annotation of a GenBank genome assembly. Lineage: Eukaryota; Oomycota; Peronosporomycetes; Peronosporales; Peronosporaceae.
AUGAGCGCGGACUAUCAUCACGUGGUUGAUGACUGCGACGAGGCAAGGGUUGCGUGGACACGGUUGAAGACUCUCUACGGCGGAUCGCAGAAGACUGGACGGAUCUUCUUGAAGCGGCAGCUAUUCAGCAUGGAGAUGGCGGAAGGCGGCAAUGUAAUGCAUCAUUGCAAUGAAGUUCUCAACAUCAGCGCCAAGAUGGAGGAUGAGGACGUGGCGAUCUGCUUGAUGUGCAGCCUCCCCAAGAGCUACAAGAAUGUCGUGUUAAACUUGGAGAUGAGCAGCGCGGAACUGCGGACGCAAGACGUCGUGAAAGUGCUGACGAAUGAGCACAUCAAGAGACAAGGAGAAAAGACGACAUCGGUGAAAACUGAAGAAGCGACCAAGGCCUUCAGUACCGAGCGUGAAGUUCGUCAGUGUACGUUCUGCGGAAAAUUGGGGCACACGGUGGAAAAGUGCUGGACCAAGCAGAAGGAAGACAAUCGGGGAGCUCGACGCGGCGGCAAUGCUCGUGGACGCGGAGCGAAUCAAGUUCAGUGGCAAGGCUACAACGGCAACAGCAUCUGUGACUAUGAUCGAGUGGCGUUUGCUGUUUCGCUGGAAUGCGGACUUUCAACGACCAAGAGCAUGUCUGGAAUGUGGGCGAUUGAUAGCGGUGCAACACAUCACAUCUGCCAUGACAAGUCCAAGUUCGAAUUUCUGGACGAGCGCAAUGAAGGCGAAGUGUUGGUUGCAGAUGGGAGCAAGGCUGCGAUCAACGGUGUCGGGACAAUCAUCGAAAAGGUGGUCCUGUCCAAUGGUGAAGAGCGCGAAGUCUAG